This is a messenger RNA of Aspergillus caelatus, 1764 nucleotides long. RefSeq lists its product as uncharacterized. Gene Ontology annotation, molecular function: oxidoreductase activity. The coding region runs from base 1 to 1764 and encodes 587 amino acids. The record is from RefSeq and is a predicted model, not a curated record. The transcript is spliced from 2 exons. Lineage: Eukaryota; Fungi; Ascomycota; Eurotiomycetes; Eurotiales; Aspergillaceae.
AUGGCUUACGUUGUGAAUCGCACCGGGUCGGCGUCAGAUAGUCUGCUACAUGUUCGUGGACAGCCACGCUCGCCUGUGUCAGGCGAAGUCCCCACGGACUAUGAAUCUCAGAUUCUGCUCUCGCUGUUAAAUCUACAUCAGGAUCUACUAGCAGCCGGUAGCUGCAUCGCAGGAAUCCGUCAGCUGACGUUGUACAUUGUAAACUAUAAUUCUCAAUGCCAUCAACACAACCGACACCUCCGGCGCUUCCUACGCUCCCACAGUCCUGUCGUAAACAUCAUCACUCUCCCCCACCUCGAAGAACCGACAUGGCAAUUCGCCAUCGAUUGCGAGGCUGCCAUCCGUGCUCCCACUCCUGCCCCUACCCCACGGUCACCCUCUCUCGAACAGAAGAUAUGGGAUGUUAUUAUCGUCGGCGCUGGUCUUGCCGGCUUAACAGCCGCGGAUCAACUUAGCAAAGCCGGGCUCUCAUGCCUUGUUGUCGAGGCCCGUGACCGCGUGGGAGGCCGCACAUGGAGUAUUCCGGUACCAAAUGGGAGAGGCAGCAUGGAUAUCGGUGCUUCCUGGUUGAACGAUACCAACCAAAGCCAGAUUUCCCAACUGGCCAAGCGUCUUGGAGUCGAUUUCACAGUGCAGAAUACAACUGGUAACUGCAUAGCGCAGGAUGAGACGGGUGAGAACCACGUCUUCGAAUAUGGCGGACUGCCCUUCAACAUCAAUGUCCAAAAGCACCUCAGUGAGAUCCGAGACAUCGUUGAAGCAGAAUGCCAGCAACUGGACAUCACAAAACCGCGAAAUCACACUCUUGAUGCGAUGACCUUCCUUGCCUACCUCCGUAGCCGCAACGCAAGCGAAGCUGCCAUUGCCGUUGCUUCAAUUUGGUCCCGUGCCAUGCUAGGCCAAGAGCCCCAGGAUAUCUCGGCUCUGUUUUUCCUUCACCACUGCAAGGCUGGUGGUGGACUUCUUCAAAUGCGAUCCGACCGUAUUGGUGGAGGCCAGUAUCUUCGCAUUCGCCAAGGAGCUCAGUCCAUCGCUCAGGGUCUACGAGCAUUACUCCCCUCACAAAACAUCAUCCUUUCUUCUCCUGUCAUAGCAAUAGACCAAUCACUUCCUGAUCUCGUCGUUGUCCAGACCCCCGAUCAAACACUCCGAGCGUCGAAAGUUAUCUCCACAGUGCCUAGCCCGGUCAUUCGCACUAUUUCAUUCACCCCUGCACUACCGGCACGCAGGCGAUUAUUGGUAAACUCCUACACUUACGGCUAUUUCACGAAGGCGAUGCUAGUUUUCAAGCAUCCCUUCUGGGUCGAGAAGGGAUUCUGCGGACUUGCCCAGUCUUUCACAGGUCCAGCCUCUAUUAUUCGGGACUGCAGUGUUCCUGAGGACGGUUGUUGGAUCCUGACCUGCUUCCUGUCUGGUGACCUUGGUCGCGCUUGGUCGCAGCUGAGCGAGACGGCUCAGAUAAAAUCUCUGCUAGACCAGGUGGGGCAGCUAUAUAGCGACAGGGAACGCGUUUGCAAUGAGUACAUUACUACUGUCUGGCAUGACUGGACCACAGAGCAAUACUCUGGCUUUGGCUGUCCCUGUCCUUCUUUGCCUCCCGGCGUUUUGUCUGCCGUGGGAGACGUCGUGCGCGAGCCAUUCUUGAAUGUUCACUUCUCCGGCACGGAAACUGCUAUCGAGUGGAAAGGCUUCAUGGAAGGUGCGGUCCGUAGUGGUGAACGAGCUGCGACCGAGGUGUCGAAACUGUUGCUGCUCCAUUCUUAA